Molecule: messenger RNA, 1025 nt
Organism: Schistosoma margrebowiei
Lineage: Eukaryota; Metazoa; Platyhelminthes; Trematoda; Strigeidida; Schistosomatidae
Source: the annotation of a GenBank genome assembly
AAAUAAAAUUCCUCAGAAAACUGGUAAGUAGCAGCGCUUAUUAAAAAGCAAGCUCGAUCUAUAAACUUUAGUACAUCAUGAAUUACGAUGGUUAUACUAAUAUUUACCACCCCAGUUCUCAGCAACCGGGAUACUACAACCCGUCCGAAAUGCAAUUCAGUCAAUUUUCAUAUGAAAAUGCAAAUUCAAUACCAUCCCAACCUAUCAAUCUUCCCUUCUCACAAGUACAAUAUUCCUCUGCUGCGAUGUAUGAAGGAAAAGAAGAGGAUUACGAAAAUGAACCACCUCUAUUGGAAGAACUUGGUAUCAACUUUAGUCACAUUGUACAAAAGACAUCAUCUGUCCUCCUUCCUUUUAAAGAAAGUCCUCAAGAAGUGCUUGACGAUACAGAUUUGGCCGGACCUUUGGUUUUCUGCCUGCUAUUUGGUUGUACCUUAAUGUUUGCUGGAAAAAUUCACUUCAAUUAUAUCUAUGGAUUAGGUGUAUUUGGUUGCUUGGGUAUUUACCUCCUGUUAUCAGUUAUGACGCCUAGGGGAGUUACACCAACUUGUGUCAUUUCAACAUUAGGAUAUUGCCUACUUCCUAUGUGUCUUUUAUCUUCAUUUGGGAUUGUAUUUUCUCUUAAAAGUAUACUAGGUGUUGUGUUGACAGCGACUGUCGUUUCGUGGUGCACAAUUGCUUCCAGUAAAUUGUUUGUUCGUAGUUUGGAUAUGCAACACCAACGCAUUCUUGUGGCGUAUCCAUGCGCCUUAGUGUAUUGUGUAUUUGCACUCCUAGUUGUGUUUUGAUUCACUUUCUGUUGUUUAAAUCAUUGGAUACAUAGCUGUCAGAUUUACUGAUGGAUAAACUUAUGAUGACCUGUAAUAUUUAUCAUGCGAAAAAGAUACAUUUUUUCUAUUAAAAAAUUCAUUAACAAUGGAAUUAUGUUUGUUUAUGAAACACUGUUAGAAAUAUACUGGGUUUCACUUGGAAUUAUGUGCCAGUAUUUAUAAACUGAUAAAUAUUGUUUUUAUUUCAGGUUGGAG